Cooperia oncophora is the source of this 387-nucleotide messenger RNA. NCBI's taxonomy places the organism in Eukaryota, Metazoa, Nematoda, Chromadorea, Rhabditida, Trichostrongylidae. The record is from the annotation of a GenBank genome assembly.
GCAGGUGUCACCAAAGCAGUCGAUCUAUGUGCUGCUCCAGGCAGCUGGAGUCAGGUGCUUUCGAAGCGGCUUUUCGAAAACGGGAAAGACACGGAUGACGUGAAAAUCGUUGCAGUUGAUCUCCAACCGAUGUCACCAAUCAACGGCGUGAUUCAAAUCCAGGGUGAUAUAACUGACAAUUACACAGCCAAGCGAAUAAUUGACGUUUUUGGAACGUUAGCUGAUCUUGUUGUCUGUGAUGGUGCUCCUGACGUAACUGGUCUGCAUUCAUUGGACGAGUAUAUGCAAGCACAACUCGUCUUGUCAGCUCUGAAUAUUACCACCCACGUCGGUCGCGCACCCUACCGAAACUUGGUGAUCGUUCGUAGCAAAGGAUCCGAUACAUAA